Molecule: messenger RNA, 1534 nt
Organism: Aspergillus japonicus CBS 114.51
Lineage: Eukaryota; Fungi; Ascomycota; Eurotiomycetes; Eurotiales; Aspergillaceae
Product: NAD(P)/FAD-dependent oxidoreductase
Exons: 6
Coding region: 25-1443 (472 amino acids)
Cellular component (GO): cytoplasm
Molecular function (GO): oxidoreductase activity
Source: RefSeq, a predicted model, not a curated record
CAGAAACCGAUGAAACUCGACAAGAUGAAACAACGUGACUGCCAGAGAUUCGGCUUCCCCAAACCGGCCGGGUACUCCAUUUCCCACUGGCUGGGAUCGGUUCAGGGAGAUCCGCUGCUGAACCAUCGAACCGCGCCAGAAUUGCCGCAGUCUGCAGAUGUCGUGAUUAUUGGAUCGGGCAUGUCCGGAACCGUGAUUGCCAAACAUCUCACAGAAACCUGGCCAACGAAGAAAAUUGUGGUCAUCGAGGCUCGCUUGUUCUGCUCCGGUGCUACAGGUCGCAACGCUGGUCACUGCAAGCCCGAUCAGUGGCGAGGAUUUGUUGAGUACGAGCGACAGUUUGGGACCGAGCAGGCCAUGAAGAUCCUGCAGAAUGAACAGCAGACAUGGUCCGAGGUAGUACACUAUAUUGAGAAAAACAAUGUCGAGUGCGAACACUGGACUGGACCGACGUUGGACGUUCCCAUUACGCCCGAAGCCGCGCGCAAAGCCCGCACAAUCUUUGAGCGGUACAAAGCCGCCGGAGGGAAGGUCGAUCACAUCAAAGUGACCCACGACCCCCAAGAAGCAGCGGAGAUCUCACAAAUGACAAAUGCACAAGCUUGUUACGCGUGGCCGGCAUCCACCCUGCACCCUUGGAAACUGGCGGCCCAUGUGAUGCGAGAGAAUAUCAGGAGAGGCGUGAACCUUCAAACCAACACCAGAGCCACCGCCAUCGUCCCUUCUCCAACGAAGGCUGGCUAUUGGAUCGUGAAAACCGAACGCGGUGACAUUGAGUGCGCACAGGUCGUCCAUGCUACCAAUGCGUAUAGUUCAGCUCUAGAGCCGUCUCUGCGGGGCUUGAUAACGCCACGUCCUCAGAUGUGCAACCGAGUCACGAUCCCUGAGACCGCUACAGACUUUGCAGGGUUCAAGAACUCUUAUGGAAUUCUCCUUGGGCAGGACGACCUGAUUAGCAUUAAUCCCCGCCUGAAUGGUGAUGGCGCCGUUCUGUUUGGCGGCAGCAACCCAGGCCAAGGGGAGUUUAUGAAGUGGCUAGACCAGAAUCCGGAGCGAUGCAUUGAUGAUGGUAUGACCGGACAUGACGCAAUCAAUAAGGCUGUUCAAGCGUUCGCUGUCGGCGAAGUGAAGGGAUGGUCUGCCGAUGAAUUGCAACAGGAAGAGCCUUACACGCAUGCUUGGAGUGGUAUCAUGGGAAUGAGCGCCGACGGAGUGCCAUUUGUCGGAGAGCUGCCAGGGCUUGCGGGUCAGUGGGUUUGUGCUGGUCACAACGGACAUGGCAUGGCUCGUAUCUUCACCACUGCAGCAGGCUUGGUCAAGUUGAUGGCAGGGAGGUCGUGGGCUGAGUCGCAGCUCCCUGGGGUUUUCCAAAUCACCGUGGAAAGGGCUGCGCGGUUAAGGGAAGGCUGCAAAGCAUCAGCUGCGGUCGUCGCUCGUAUCUGAAUGAAUGCACAAUUCUGAAUGCCAUAGACAGUCGUCUUGUUUUCUACAGUUGAGGUAACCAAACAUGGGUGCACUAUACGCAUGAUCUACA